CAACAGGCCUGUAAUAAGUUCAGAAAGCUUGCAGGCCUUUCCAGACUCUGUAACACCAGAGGUUCCCAUCUAAUAUCUGAAUUGGUUCAUCUAGUUCAGGGGUCAGCAACCUUUUUCAGCCGUGGGCCGGUCCACCGUCCCUCAGACCAUGUGGUGGGCCAGACUAUAUUUUGAACAAAAAUAUGGACGAAUUCCUAUGCCCCAUAAAUACCCCAGAGAUGCAUUUUAAAUAAAAGGAUACAUUCUACUCAUGUAAAAACACACCAAUUCCUGGACUGUCCACGGGCCGGAUUUAGAAGGCGAUCGGGCCGCAUCCGGCCCAUGGGCCUUAGGUUGCCUACCCCUGAUCUAGUUAGUCCAGGAUUGGACCUGGGGGCUUCUGCAUGCAAAGCAUGUCGCCUGCCACUCAGCCCAGCCUGACUUACCUUGACUUUGAAACUGCUAGGAAGGGAAGGGGAAUACAUACUAUAUUUUAUGCUGGUAAAUGUGGGCUCACUGGAUCCAACCCCCCCCCCCAUCAAUAUUAUUACGCAAAACAGUGAGAAGAGCAUUGCCUUCACAUACCAUUCUACUGAACACUCUGAAAAUAUUGAAGGAGUCUGAGCUAAAGAAGUUCAAGGGCAAACUCCACCAUUUCCCCAUCAAGAAGGGCUUUGUGAAUAUCUUAAAAGGAGUUGCUGGAGGAAGCAAGUGUUUCGGACCUCAGCCAGCUGCUCCUUGUCUACUAUGGCCUGGAUUAUGCCUUGGAAGUGAUGGCCAGAGUUCUGGAAGCCAUCGACUGUGAGCCGCAGGCAGACAGAGAAGAUGACCUGGUCAUGCCCGCUGAUGUGGACAGAAUGGAGAGAGAGGUGGGAAAGGAAAAAGUGUGGCCACUGGAAGGAGUCGCAAUCUCUGCUAAGAAGAUUAUCUGCAAGGGAAGAAAAGAAUUAAUUAAAAUUCUUGGAAUAAACAUUUUACAUGUGUUAUACUCUCACUAUAUUAUCACCUGGAAAGAAUACUGGGACUUAUUGGAAGCAGAGGAAGACUCCAAGGAGAAAAGUAAAAAAUUGCUGCGUAUGAUCCAGGAAAUGGGGGAGCAAGCUUGUUGCCGGUUCCUUGAAUGUGUAGAAAUGGAACAUCUGGGUUCCAUCCAGAAUGUGCUGCUUGCAAUACAUGGCUCAGGGCAAGAUCCAAUCUGGACUUCUGGCCACUUAGGGCUACAGUUAAAAUCCCCCCUGUUUGCAGAGGAUGGAAGGAGCAGGAAGAUGGAAAACCCAGCAGGUUCUGGGGAAAGUGACCGGGGUAGCUGGUGCCCCAGUGAGCAGCUUCCAGAAAAAAUCAAACCAGACGUGGUUUGGGACUCAGAAAGGGGUCACGAAGCAUACAGGUGAGUGAAAUCACUCUUGGAUCUUUUAAGGAUUUCUCACAUCAGGAAACAGUUUCUACUGUGAAAUGAAUUUUGGGAUUCUGACCCUUUGGAAUCCUCUCCCAUUACACAUUGGACAGGUGACAUAGCUCUGAAGAUCUUCUUCCUUCAAAAAGAGUUUAGAUCUUCAUCUCUCCACCUGCAUUGGAAGUACUUUCAAAUGCUUUUGUAUAUGGAUUUUUUAAAAAUGUUUAUAUAGUUUUUUUAAAAAAUAAAUAUGUAACUAUUUUAAACUGUUUUUAUACUUUACCUUACCUCGUGGUUCUAAAUGUUUUGUUUUCAUAAUUGUAUAUUUCAUUGUUAUAACCUGCCUUGGGCCCUUAUGGAAAAGAGCAAGUAAGGAAGCUAAAACAAACAAAUAAAUGCUCCCCAUCUGCAUUUUAUCCUGUUUUUUGCCAGCUCUUGGCCUAUUCAAAUAACAAAUAGAGGGCUGACUAUGGGGCAAACUAGAUGUGAUGGUGACUGUCCACUUUUUUAUACCUGAGUUUCUCCCAAUCACUUUAAAGAAGUAAUGGAGGGGGGGCUAGGUCCAGUUCUUGAGCAAAAAAGGAUACAUGUUGUAGAAUAUUCGCCAUGAGAAUUUUCACUGAAAUGCUAACAGACACCAACACACUGGUGAAACAAGGUGAGUAGCUACUAUCCAGUUUACUUUGCAGCCACUCAGGCAUUUUAAAGUCACCUUUUCGGUAUUGGAAGAAAACGUUUAUUUAUCUGGCCGUCUCUUAGUGAAAGCGCUUCUCUAUGGCAAAAUGCUUGAGUGCAACAGAGCGAUGUUUACCCAGGCAAUUUCCUUCCCUAAACUUACUCCUUACUCGGCAUAUGAAGGGUCUCCUUGCAGAAAUAUCGAUUAGAACAGCAGAAGAAGUUCUCUUGAUCCAUGUUCAACCCGC
Molecule: messenger RNA, 2295 nt
Organism: Zootoca vivipara (common lizard)
Lineage: Eukaryota; Metazoa; Chordata; Lepidosauria; Squamata; Lacertidae
Source: RefSeq, a predicted model, not a curated record